This is a messenger RNA of Amphimedon queenslandica, 2839 nucleotides long. Its product is annotated as transmembrane protein 245-like. The transcript has 10 exons. The record is from RefSeq and is a predicted model, not a curated record. Bases 132 to 2750 code for a protein of 872 amino acids. NCBI's taxonomy places the organism in Eukaryota, Metazoa, Porifera, Demospongiae, Haplosclerida, Niphatidae.
CUCCCACAUCCAGCUCCUCCCCUAUCCUGCAUGCAACUGUCAAUCACUGACGAUCAGUCAGUGUGUUGUUUUGUUGAGUGGGAGAGUGGGUCAUAGAUUAGAGACAAUAGUAUCGUCAGUAGGAUUAUAUUAUGUCUAUGAAUGAUGAAGAUGGCUUGUCUUUCAGGAGGAAGCAGUUCGUUUCUGGGCGGAGCAUAUCCAUGGCAACAGUGCAAGCCCAAGUCACAUUAGCUCAGAGUCUGAGGAACUUGUUUCAAGCAGCACGUGAUCCUCAUACAGAUUCACCAGACUCAUUAUCUGUUGAGGACAUAUGGCUCCAGUCUGUCUACAAUGCUGUUGUUCUUCUAAUGGUUGGUGUGUUCGUAUGCAUACUGGUUGCUGUGUAUUUCAUACUCGAGCCAUUUCUUCAUCCUCUGUUAUGGGCAGUGAUAAUUGGAGCAUUCUUGUUCCCUUUCAAACAUACUGGGACUACGUUUAUCGAGUCGUGGCUUGACAACUUAUAUCAACACGAUGUCCCAUUGGUUGCUGGUGUGUUCGUCUCCCCAGUCUAUUUCUUACAUGAUGCAGUCAUUAAAAUCGAGAACCUCAUUUUCUAUUAUUGGAAAGUCAUGGGCCUCCUUACCCUAUCAGCUAUUUUAUUUUAUUGCGAUACAAGAUACUAUUUUCUUUAUUACACAUUGUCACUGAUCUUCAAUGCUCUUAAUCAAAUGGAUAUGAUUCUCUCUUAUACGAAACCCUUGCAGAUAUUAAUAAUCUUGACUGGUCUACCCAUAUCUUUCUGGUCUAUUAGCUACAUACAGAGGCAUGAACCACCGUUAGCCGUCCAGUUUAUAAUAGUGACUAUAUGGUAUCUGCUACUAGUGAAUAUAGCUACAGUAGUAUUAGGAGCAUUAGGAGUACCUUUUGUUACUGUCCUCUUUCUUAUUGCUGGCCUUGGUUUGUUUUUAAAAUGGAAGAAUAAGAUAAAGAUGCCUACGAAGCAAGAUGGCCGACGUAAAAGUGUAUUUGUUGAUGCUUACGAUAUGAUACAAGAGAGUAUAGUUCAUCGUAUGCAACGAGACUCGUUUGAUUGUGAAAAAGAAGAACAGCCCAAAGGGGUUACAGUUCUUACAAGUGAUGAUGAUGAUGAUAAUGAUGAUGGUAGAGAACUCAAGAGAAAAUCUACAGUUCGCUUCAAGUCACAGAGUUUCGAUCCUUCGGAUAGUUUACUAGGAGAAGAUGAAGGAGCAUCACAAAAGAAAUCUUCUUCAUUUGAUUCAUGGUCUAAUCCAUCCAUUAAUAGCGGGUUGAUGGAACAGAUACCAGAAGGACAUAUCAAAGGCCAAACUAAUGCUAGUAAUAGUAUUUUCUUGGUUCUCAUAACACUAUGUAUGCUCCUCAUUAUUUUGCAUCAUCCUUGGCUACUGUUGCUAAUGACUCCAUUGGUUGUUGUAUGGUGUGUGAAGAAGUUGGCACAACUUGCAUCAAUAGAAUACUUGUGCCAAGUUGGCUCUACAUAUUGGACAAUUUUUAAAAACUGGUGCUUUACACAUCAAGAAAAAUUGUUCCCAGAGCCCGUUCCAACAUUACUGCAGCUAUGUAAAGACAUUGAUGGUUUGGCUCUUCUCUUUUUAAAGAAGACAGCUGGUUCUUUUGUUAGUGCUCUCAUAAUUAUUGGCUUAUUGUUAGGAUCAGUUGCUCUGUCGGCAUUUCUCAUCUUUCAAAUACAACUUGAGAUAACUCAUUCAGUUGGUUUAGCUACUCAAGUAUUGAACACUUCAAUUGAGCAAAGCCCAUUCAUCCGCAGUCUUCUAGGACAAGGUGAAGUUGUCCAUACUCACUUGGAACAGUUUGCAGACAAAGGCUUUCAUUAUGGGAGGGAGUAUCUGGCAAGCAAAAUACAUGGGUUGGUAGCUGAUCCAGCAACGGAAGAGAGUAUUUUAAAACUUUAUGACAAAAUGUAUCAUGUGUAUGUGUUUCAGAAUUCGACAGAUAAGGAUUCUGUGAUCCAGUCCAUGAGAGACGAUAGCAUUGUUGUAGAUGAUGCGCGUAUUUUUAAUCAGGUCAAAAAUUUUGUUUCUGAGAAUAUAGAAACCAUCCUAUCAAUAUUGAAAUCACUGUGGUCCUUGCUCUCUGCCAAUGUCACUGUUGGUCUAACGUUAAUGACAUCACUAAUGUCAGUGGUUUUUAGUGGUGGGACGUUACUUUUAAACUUUGUUAUAUUCAUAACCACGUUAUUUUAUUUGUUGUGCUAUUCGGAGGAUCAGUAUUUGCCCAUCAGUUGGGUCCUUAGUACUCUCCCUAGUUUUGUGACUGCCUCUGAUAGCAAUAAUUAUGCUGACAUCUUUACACGGGUCAUUCAAAGCGUGCUUUAUGCUAGUUUAAGACGUGCUUGCUUUUACGGCCUGUAUACAUGGCUGAUUCUCUCCAUCUUUGGUAUCGAUAUAAUCUUCCUACCAUCAGUUUUUGCUGCACUGGCUGGUGCUGUUCCAUUUGUUGGUCCAUACUGGGUUGGGCUGGUUGCUGUACUGAAGCUAUGGCUUGUGGAGGAAUCAAUACUACAGGCAUUGAUUGCCUUGGGGCUCUUCCUGUUUCCUCCAUUUAUGGUCGACUCACUCAUCAACAGUCAGAUAGAAGGGAGCCAUCCCUUCUUGACUGGGCUAGCUAUUGCUGGUGGGGUAUAUUUUGCUGGUCUGGAAGGAGCAAUAUUUGGGCCCAUUCUCCUUUGUUGUCUCUUGUUUGUGGUCAAUUUAGUAACGGAACGUUUAUAACUUUGAACAAUAAUACAAAAUAAUAAUUAUUAGAACAAAAAUUUUAAUUACCAUUAUGAAUUAUGACAGACAUUCAAGUGAUUAAGAGC